Messenger RNA from Rattus rattus (black rat), 3020 nucleotides. RefSeq names its product potassium voltage-gated channel subfamily Q member 2 (gene Kcnq2). Gene Ontology annotation, molecular function: voltage-gated potassium channel activity. Gene Ontology annotation, biological process: transmembrane transport; potassium ion transport. The transcript is spliced from 16 exons. The record is from RefSeq and is a predicted model, not a curated record. Bases 151 to 2787 code for a protein of 878 amino acids. Lineage: Eukaryota; Metazoa; Chordata; Mammalia; Rodentia; Muridae. Gene Ontology annotation, cellular component: membrane.
GUCCCCGCGCGCGGCCGGGCCAGGUAGGAACGCAGAGCCGCAGCCGCCUCGGCCAUGCGGCUGCCGGACCGGAGGCCUGGGCUGGGGCCCGCGCCACCCCCUGCGCGCCGCCCCCGCUGAGCCCGCGCCCGAUAGGGCGCCGCCGGCACCAUGGUGCAGAAGUCGCGCAACGGUGGCGUGUACCCCGGCACCAGCGGGGAAAAAAAGCUCAAGGUGGGCUUCGUGGGGCUGGACCCCGGCGCGCCCGAUUCCACUCGCGACGGCGCGCUACUCAUCGCGGGCUCCGAGGCCCCCAAGCGCGGCAGCGUUUUGAGCAAGCCGCGGACGGGCGGCGCGGGAGCCGGGAAGCCCCCGAAGCGCAACGCCUUCUACCGCAAGCUGCAGAAUUUCCUAUACAACGUGCUAGAGCGGCCCCGCGGUUGGGCGUUCAUCUACCACGCCUACGUGUUUCUUUUAGUCUUCUCCUGCCUUGUGCUUUCCGUGUUUUCCACCAUCAAGGAGUAUGAGAAGAGUUCUGAGGGGGCCCUCUACAUCUUGGAAAUCGUGACCAUCGUGGUAUUCGGUGUUGAGUACUUUGUGAGAAUCUGGGCUGCAGGCUGCUGCUGCCGGUAUCGAGGCUGGAGGGGCCGGCUCAAGUUUGCCAGGAAGCCGUUCUGUGUGAUCGACAUCAUGGUGCUGAUUGCCUCCAUUGCUGUGCUGGCUGCUGGCUCCCAGGGCAAUGUCUUUGCCACGUCUGCGCUUCGGAGCUUGCGGUUCUUACAAAUCUUACGGAUGAUCCGUAUGGACCGGAGGGGCGGCACCUGGAAGCUCCUGGGAUCGGUGGUCUACGCUCACAGCAAGGAGCUGGUGACUGCGUGGUACAUUGGCUUCCUCUGCCUCAUCCUGGCCUCGUUUCUGGUGUACUUGGCAGAAAAGGGUGAGAAUGACCACUUCGACACCUACGCGGAUGCACUCUGGUGGGGUCUGAUCACCCUGACAACCAUUGGCUAUGGGGACAAGUACCCUCAGACCUGGAACGGGAGGCUGUUAGCAGCGACGUUUACCCUCAUUGGUGUCUCAUUCUUCGCUCUUCCUGCUGGCAUUUUGGGAUCUGGCUUUGCCCUGAAAGUCCAAGAGCAGCAUCGGCAAAAACACUUUGAGAAACGGCGGAACCCUGCGGCAGGUCUGAUCCAGUCUGCCUGGAGAUUCUAUGCUACUAACCUCUCACGCACCGACCUGCACUCCACGUGGCAGUACUACGAGCGGACAGUCACUGUCCCCAUGUACAGACUCAUUCCGCCUCUGAACCAGCUGGAGCUGCUGAGGAAUCUCAAGAGCAAAUCUGGACUCACCUUCAGGAAGGAGCCACAGCCAGAGCCAUCGCCAAGUCAGAAGGUCAGUUUGAAAGAUCGUGUCUUCUCCAGCCCCCGAGGCGUGGCUGCCAAGGGGAAGGGGUCUCCCCAGGCCCAGACGGUCCGGCGGUCCCCCAGUGCGGAUCAGAGUCUUGAUGACAGCCCAAGCAAGGUGCCCAAGAGCUGGAGCUUUGGUGACCGCAGCCGUGCACGCCAGGCUUUCCGUAUCAAGGGUGCUGCAUCCCGGCAGAACUCAGAAGAAGCAAGCCUCCCUGGGGAGGAUAUCGUGGAGGACAACAAGAGCUGUAACUGCGAGUUCGUGACUGAAGAUCUUACCCCUGGCCUCAAAGUCAGCAUCAGAGCUGUGUGUGUUAUGCGGUUCUUGGUAUCUAAGCGAAAGUUCAAAGAGAGUCUGCGCCCAUAUGACGUGAUGGAUGUCAUCGAACAGUACUCGGCUGGACACUUGGAUAUGUUGUCCCGCAUCAAGAGCCUGCAGUCCAGGAUAGAUAUGAUUGUGGGCCCCCCACCCCCUUCAACUCCCCGGCACAAGAAGUACCCUACCAAAGGACCCACGGCCCCUUCGAGAGAGUCACCCCAAUACUCACCUAGAGUGGACCAGAUUGUGGGGCGGGGCCCAACGAUAACGGACAAGGACCGCACCAAAGGCCCAGCGGAGACAGAACUGCCCGAAGACCCCAGCAUGAUGGGACGCCUUGGGAAGGUGGAGAAACAGGUCUUGUCCAUGGAAAAGAAGCUAGACUUCCUGGUGAGCAUCUACACACAGAGAAUGGGCAUCCCACCAGCAGAGACAGAGGCCUAUUUCGGGGCCAAGGAGCCUGAGCCGGCACCACCCUACCACAGCCCGGAGGACAGCCGUGACCAUGCAGACAAGCAUGGCUGUAUUAUUAAGAUUGUCCGCUCCACCAGCUCUACGGGCCAGAGGAACUACGCCGCACCCCCAGUCAUGCCCCCUGCCCAGUGUCCCCCAUCCACCUCGUGGCAGCAGAGCCACCAGCGCCACGGCACCUCCCCCGUGGGAGACCAUGGCUCACUGGUACGCAUCCCACCACCCCCUGCGCACGAGCGCUCACUGUCUGCCUACAGUGGGGGCAACAGAGCCAGUACCGAGUUCUUGAGGCUGGAGGGCACCCCAGCCUGCAGGCCCUCUGAGGCAGCCCUGCGGGAUAGCGACACGUCCAUCUCCAUCCCUUCGGUGGACCACGAGGAGCUGGAGCGUUCCUUUAGCGGUUUCAGUAUCUCCCAGUCCAAGGAGAACCUGGAUGCCCUGGGCAGCUGUUAUGCAGCUGUGGCGCCGUGCGCCAAGGUCCGGCCCUACAUUGCAGAGGGCGAGUCUGACACAGACUCAGACCUCUGCACACCGUGUGGGCCACCCCCACGCUCUGCCACUGGCGAAGGCCCCUUCGGAGAUGUGGCUUGGGCAGGGCCCAGGAAGUGAGUCUGGGUUGGGCUGCUGGCCCCAUGCCACACCCACUCUUGUUCAGUUUUAGAGCUGGAGUUCCAGGGCCUUUCUUAAAGUGACAGAGUGGCAUAGAGUAGUGUGGGUUGUGAGGAUGCUCAUGGGAUCUUGCUCUCAGGGUCAAUGUGGAGUGGAAAUGAGGCAGGGUUCCUUAGCACAUACAGUAACAUUUUAUAGAAGUUCUUUUCCAACCAGGAGAGGGAGGUUGAGGC